AUAAAAAAUGAGAGCCUAAGAAAAAACCAAUAGUGUUUCUGAGAGAGCAGAAGACGGGCUAUCUCCCCAUGCAUUUAUCUCGAUUUCGAAAUUUUUGACGAAAACUGACUUUUUUGAGGGGGAGGGGGGGCCUUAAGUAAACAUUCAUCAUUCAAACUUAGAAUAGUGGUUCUCUAUAAAAUAUCUAUUAAUCUGUGAUUUUUAUAAAAAUUUUACGUUCAUAAGAAAAAUUACUGCUUCUCUCAACUCGUUAGUGCUAAUAACUACAUUUUUUGUGGGUGAUAGAAAGUGAGGUAGAGUACCUUCUUUUUUAUUGUAAAUUUCUGUUCUUUUGCUAGAUGAUAUAAUUUAGGUUUAAGAAUUACUAUGUCAGACUAAAUGUAUACGAGAUAUCUCAAACUCCUAGGUCUAUGUUGAAAGCACAUUUCCAACAUUAUACUACAUUAAAAAAAGAAAAGUUAUGUAAUAGAUGGGCUCUUAAUCCACAAAUAAUUGUGUUUUUUUUAUUUCAUGAAUCUUUAUACAUAUUAGCUAUGUAAUUGUGUUUGUUUGCAAAAAAAUAAUCUUUAAUAUAUAUAUUAUUGAAGAGUUUCUUGUGGUAUAUUUGUCUUAACAAAAUUUAUGUGCAUUCUUUUAUUUAUUUUGAUUUAAUUCCAACAUUCUUUUAGUUAUAUAUCAUAAUAAUAACGAAAAUAACAGGAGUGUGAACUGUAUUCUUUUUAGUAACGUCAUCAGAUUUUGUCUUUUCUUUUUUUUUGUGUUCUAGAUUGAGCCAGCAUAGUAGAAAUUUAUUUUUUGAUUUGGGUUCUGGUACAAUACAAAAUUUAAAAUAUCGCGAUCAAUGGAUACUUGUAGGACAGAAAGGCAUUAAGGGAUUUAGUCCAUUCGAAGAGAUUUCCUAUGCUGGCACUGGUAAUACUUACGCGGUACCUGUUGAUAAACGAUUAUGUGUACCACAAACUUUGAGAGGCAUUAAAAUUCGACCAGAUCCAUUACCAUUUCAAAAUGAUAAACGUCGUGAUUUUUGCUCAAAAUAUGAUGGUUAUGGUGACUUUUGUAGUGGUAAGUGGAAAGUAAAAUAUUGUGUCCAUAAAGAAGUUUGA
Messenger RNA from Didymodactylos carnosus, 1103 nucleotides. NCBI's taxonomy places the organism in Eukaryota, Metazoa, Rotifera, Eurotatoria, Philodinida, Philodinidae. The record is from the annotation of a GenBank genome assembly.